Molecule: messenger RNA, 2796 nt
Organism: Plasmodium malariae
Lineage: Eukaryota; Apicomplexa; Aconoidasida; Haemosporida; Plasmodiidae
Product: conserved Plasmodium protein, unknown function
Exons: 1
Coding region: 1-2796 (931 amino acids)
Source: RefSeq, a predicted model, not a curated record
AUGAUACGGUUACGAUAUAUUCUGUUCUGCAAGAAUAUUCUGAAGAAAUACAAAGAAAAUGAGAUAGUAAACAAAAACAUUACUCUUCUAUCUAAAUUGAAAACACCUGGGCAUUGCAGUAGUAGAGGAAUAGAUAGAGAAAAAGGAAGAGAGGAAAAGCUAAUGGAAGGAGUUAGUGAUAUUAUUAAUGAAGGAAAAAAAGAAAAAAAAAAAUUAUUUUUAAAAAAAUUGUUUUUCGUAGCCUUAUUAUUUUAUAGUACGUAUGAAAGCAUAGAUUUACUACAAAAGAAUAAGGAGUAUGUUAAGAAAAAAUUAGGAAAUUAUUUAGUAUUAUAUGAUAUUAUAGAAAUAAAAAUAAUACCCCAAAAAAUAAUUUUUGAUAAAAUGGUCGAACGGAUGAAAGAGUGUAUAAUGAGGUAUAUGAAAUAUAUACAAGGAUUGAACCAGUAUUAUAAUUACAUUAAACUAAUGAUUACAGAAUGUUAUAAUAAUGUCAAUAUUUUUUUUAAUAUACGAGUGAAGAAUAUUUUAGAACUAUAUCCUGUCUCUACAAGUCGAAAGGGUAUAAAUAAUAACGUACCCAAUUUUACAAACACGAAAAAACUACAGAAUAUGAGGGAGAACAAAACAGAAAAAGAGUUUCUUCCCCACAACAAUGAAAUUAACAAGUCUGUUGAACAGGAGAUAAAGGACAAACCGAUCGACAUUUACUUAAGUGAUUCAAAAACAAAUCCAGCUGAUGUGCAUGAUAUGAGUAACGAUAUAAAAAAUGUAGAAAGUUUCAUCAACAAAUUAAAUAUCUCAAAUAUGAAGGAGGAAAGGGAUGAUGAAUAUAUGAACAAUGAAAAACACACUAAGCUAUGUCCUAUCGACUACAAUGAUAACUCAUAUAACUCUAUUAGUAAUAAUUAUUUUACGAGUUCUAAUAAUACAAACAUAACAGGCGUUAAUAUAGAAAGGGAAGAUGACGAAUCAGCGGACAUCUUGAAAUAUCAAGAGAACAUCGAAUUAGAGAAAAACUUUCGUACUGCGUAUGAUAGAAGUACAGAACCUACUGAGAAAACACCUAAAGAGGAAAAUAAUAAAAUAUACUUUAAUAUACUUCCGUUUGAGGAAGAAAAUAUCCCCAUAGAAGACCAUAAUAUAAAGGGGAAAGAGUUAGAGAGGGCGAAUUGUGAAGCAGGUACUACUUUUGAUGAAAAUUUACCAGGGGGGAAGAAAGGGACCUAUUGGAGUGCCUCUAGUGUGCUAGAGGACGAACGGUUUGAACGUAAUCCAGAAUAUGUGGAUAUUAUGAAGGGUACAUGUGAGGCUAUAGAGAAUAAUGGAGAACAUGAGGUCGUAAUGACUUUUAAGAGUCAAAAUGGAAGGGACGCAAUAGCAGACUCUUCUGCGGAUAAGGAAGCUGAGGGUGAGGGGAAAAAGAUUUUUACCUUUCCAGAUGGUGAUGAUACAUAUAAAGAACUAGACCGUGAAAUGCUUCAUUCUGCUGAAGGUGUUCAUAAGAAUGUAUUAAUGACGCAAACGGAGAGGAUCAUUCACAAUAUGGAGAACUGUAAAGAGAGGUGUGGUGAUGAUAAUGAGAUAAAAGAACAUACGCAAUCUGAACAUACUGUUGAAGCAGAAGAAGUAGAAAGAGAAAGUGAAUACCUAAAUAAUUUUGAUAAUAUGGCUAGUCCGACAACGUCAAAUAGCACUUUCGAAGGAACAAUAAAACAGUCCAGUUUUAAUAAAAUUUUUGAAAAGGAUAUAAAAAAUUUUGUAAAAAAUAUAAAUAAUUUAAAUAAAGAAGAAUUAAAAUGUAAGAUGAUAGAAAUGUUUAUAAAUGAACUAAUAACAGAAAAGUAUAAAGACAUAUUAAUGGAAGAAGAAAAGUGGGCACUAAAAAAAAUACUGACAAUUAAAUAUAAUAAUAAUUAUUUGAGAAUGAAAAAAAAAUUACAAAAAGAAUUAAAACGAUCUAUGAUAAAAAAAUUAAAAGAAGAAGAAAAAGUAUUAAGGGAAAAUUAUAAAAAGGAAAAAGAAAAUUUUGAAAAUCAUAUUAUGAAUAGGAAACAGGAAGAAAUUAACAUGGAAAAAGAUAAACUAGAAAAGGAGUUAACACUAGUCCAGGAGAAUUAUUUGAAAAAAAUGAAUAUAUAUGCAUUUGAUAUUAAUAGGAUAAAAGAAAUUAUAACAGAAGAGCAACUAAAACAAACAAAACUAGAAAGCAUAAAUUACAUUCAAAAUCAGAUAGUAAAUUUACAGAAUUGUAUAAUUCAAGAUUUAUCUGUUGAGUCAGCUUUGCUGGAUUUAAAAAAAUGUCUAGAGAGAGAUACAUUUUUAGAAAAAGUUUUUAAAGUAUUACCUUAUAAUUUCUUUUCUCGAACAUUCAAACCGACUAGUAAUAAUAAUGAGAAAAUCAAGAACGAGUUUCUUAUUUUAUAUAAGCAAAGUGUGAAGGAGGCAUUUUUAGAACAACAAAAAAAUAGCUAUUUUAGAAAAAUAGUCAGCACAUUUAUGUCUUAUCUGUACAUUAAUCAUCAGUCCACAUUAAAUAAAAUUUUAAUGCACACAAUAAAAGAAAAUACAAUUCUUAAAGCGAACUUGCUGAAUCUAUCGUAUGCCUUAAACAGCAUUGAACAAAAUAAUUUCAUAGACGCAUUACAGUAUAUAGAUGACUUAACUGGAAAUUGUAAAAAAACGUUUAAUCCUUUUAACGAACAUAUAAAAAAUGUAAUUUUGUUUAAGUUCUACUUAAGACUGGCUGUCUCAAGGUUAAUACUAACAAGUAAAACGUUGAGGAGUUGUCCCUAA